AUGGUAUUAAAAACCUACCAAGUCACCUUUUGGAUCCUUGCCCUCGAUCAUGACUUGCGACUUGUACGUGGAGAGUUGGCGUAUGUGGCACUCAAAGAUCCUGCAGGCACCAAAGUUGCUAUAUGGGAUCAGCUUUCUAUGGAUGAAGGAGUUCUCAAACUAAACGCGAUACUGGCAACUGGAGCUCACUCUGGAACUUGGCGUAUUGAAGCUAAAUGUGGAGGAGGUACCGCCCGCGUAGACAUCACUGUUGGAACUGGACUAGGUAGUACUGCACCAGCAGCGCCAGCCGCUGAACAACAUUAUGUGGAACUACGCUUCGCUGACAGCAUGAGACGAAGAUAUAAGCCUGGAUUGCCUUUUGUUGGAGUUCUCAAACUAAACGCGAUACUGGCAACUGGAGCUCACUCUGGAACUUGGCGUAUUGAAGCUAAAUGUGGAGGAGGUACCGCCCGCGUAGACAUCACUGUUGGAACUGGACUAGGUAGUACUGCACCAGCAGCGCCAGCCGCUGAACAACAUUAUGUGGAACUACGCUUCGCUGACAGCAUGAGACGAAGAUAUAAGCCUGGAUUGCCUUUUGUUGGUAGGGUUGAAGCAAUGAGCACCGAGAAACGAGUUCGAGUCCGCGUCAAACUGUAUGACGACAAAACCGACAUAUAUAGCCAAGACAUUGACAUGUCGACCGGAGAAGGAGUGUUUAUCGUGCCUACUGUCAUGGCCGAUGCUCCAUACGUCAACUUACAAGUAAGUACAUGUCGAAGUUAA
Molecule: messenger RNA, 768 nt
Organism: Arctia plantaginis
Lineage: Eukaryota; Metazoa; Arthropoda; Insecta; Lepidoptera; Erebidae
Source: the annotation of a GenBank genome assembly